This is a messenger RNA of Physcomitrium patens, 2078 nucleotides long. Its product is annotated as plant UBX domain-containing protein 7. Gene Ontology annotation, molecular function: ubiquitin binding. NCBI's taxonomy places the organism in Eukaryota, Viridiplantae, Streptophyta, Bryopsida, Funariales, Funariaceae. Gene Ontology annotation, cellular component: nucleus. The record is from RefSeq and is a predicted model, not a curated record. Gene Ontology annotation, biological process: proteasome-mediated ubiquitin-dependent protein catabolic process.
UAUCGUCGUCCGCUGCUUCUUCAUCGUCGUCGUCGUCGGCGUCGGCGUCGUCAUAGCGCAACAAAGCAAAGGGGAAAGCGAAGGCAGAGCAAGAGAGAGGCUGUGUGAGCACCAUUGGAUGAAGAAGAAGAAGAAGAAGAAGAAAGGUGGGAUAAUUUGUUCGUGGAGGGAUCCUGGAGUUUUCCUCGAAGAAUAUCUGUCUAUCGAUUGGAAGAAUUCAGGAUUCGGUUGGUUGCAGCAAUGGAGACUACUCUGUCAGAUUGGGAGGAGCAGCUGGUGAUGUUGGAGUUUAUGGAUAUUGUGGGAGAAUCGGCGGAUCGAGCUAGGCAGUUCCUGCAGGCCACUGGUUGGUUACUUAACGAAGCUGUUCAACUUUAUUUUGCCGAGAACAACGAGGUGGGUGGAGCGAAUAACGAUUUGGCUGCUCCAGUCGUCUCGGCCCCUGUGCUUCCAGAGCAGGCCACACUCGGAUCAAGUUUGGAUCCUGGAAGCUCAACUGUCAAUGACAGGAAUGGUGAUAACGAGAACUACGUGCGGCCUCCCUUGCCUGUUAAAAGAGAGGCUCUGUAUGAAGAUAUGCUUCAAGCCAGGGUACAUCAAGCAGUGCAAUAUCCGAGCCAUAGCUUUGUAGAUCCUUUUAGGAACUUCGAAGAUGAAGCCAAUCAGCAAUCGAGCUGGGGUGCGGGAGAGGCCAGUACCCAUGUAGGAUCAGCUGGUGGUUCAUCGCGGGAUUCAUUAGCUGCUCUUUAUCGGCCGCCAUUUGUUUUUAUGUUUCAAGGCACAUUUGAACAGGCUAAGACAGAAGCUGCAAAAGAGGGGAAGUGGUUGCUAGUCAAUGUGCAGUCAACCACAGAAUUCGCUAGUUAUACGUUGAAUCGGGACACAUGGGGACAUGAAGCGGUGAAGGACACUGUCGGUACCUCUUUCGUAUUCUGGCAGGUGUACGAUGAUACAGAAGAAGGGAGGAAAGUUUGCACUUACUAUAAGCUGUUACUUAUGCCUUCUAUCUUAGUGAUUGAUCCUAUCACCGGACAAAAGAUGCGGUCAUGGGAAGGCAUGAUCAGUGCUGAGCGCCUUCUAGAGGAUCUUGUGCGGUACAUGGACAUGGGUCCCCUUGAUAAGCAGCCAAUUGGUUUCCCACCUCAUAAGCGUCCUCGUGAAGCAGCCAAAGAUGCUAACCAACCUUUCAAAGAUAUAGUUGACUUGGAAGCAGAUGAGCCGCAACGGCCAGCAGUAAGCGGUCCACCAUUAGUGUCAGGCUCACGACAUAUGGAAUCAUCCAUGGAGCCAUCUGGAGCAUUAUCUGGGGAGAAGGUGGACGCAGAUGUUGUCGCUGCAAGUGCUGUUCAACAAAUUGUUUAUCCAUCAUUGUCAGAGGAGCCCGAGAACAAAGCUCCAGGAACAUGCAGGGUGGGUGUCCGAUUUCCGGAUGGUUCUAGGAGCAAUCGAAGAUUUCUGAUGAGCGACUCUGUUAAGCAAUUAUGGUCUUUCUGCAGUUCAAAAGUGAAAGAAGCCGAGGAUGGGCGUCCAUUUCACUUGAAUCAGAUGAUACCAGGAGCAAAUCGUACAUUAGUGUAUAGCUCAGAUGCGAGCAUGGAAGAAGCUGGAGUCGCAAAUGCAAUGCUGUCAAUGGUUUGGGACUAGUUCUGAUAUAAUGCUUAGAAGAUUUGGGCAGCUGGAUUAUGUCCGCACAUGUUCCUCAAAUUUGACCACUGCAUAAGUUUGACAAAGCAAGGGUGCAGAACAGUGGUGAGCUGGAUAAGCACAUCUUCAAUGAUUCGGGGCUAUUUAUGACUACCAUCUCAACGUCUUCUUUCUCAACUUGGUUCUAGGUCUACAGAUGCACGUGUCAGUGGUUGAGAACAUUUGGUGAUUGUUAUAUUGUCCAUUUGUGAUCUCCUGGGAUCACUAUGCUACCUUUUGUAGCACAGGCAAGUAGUUUAGCACAUGUAAAGGAUUUUGUUUACCAAUAGCUAUCUCUUGUUGCAGCUACACAGAUUUUUCUUAUAUUGACAUUUUUACAAUACACAUGUGGUGAGUUCCUUUCAUGUGAUUUAAACGUUUGAGCCUUCAAUGAU